AUGCCGCAGUGUAAGACGCAGCUUUCUCAGUGGCUUUUCCUCUUGUCAUGUGGACCAGUGGCUCUGAGCUUCGCACUAGAUAUUGUGAAGCUCCGGCGAAAGGAGAACCUAUCGCACCCUCAAGGUUUACUGCGGGACCGGUGUGGAGGUAGCGCAAGGAUACGGCAGGAAUGGAAGCAUAGAGACAACGAAACCGAGCAACGAGAACAGCAGCAGCAGAACUGUACUUCGUAUGACGAGGGCUGCUGCUCCUCUACGGUGUUCGGACAGCUCAUAUCUCCGUCUGCUCUUGACGAUCUAGCUCGAGCAGACUUCUUGUUACUCGAUAAGGGAGCUGUUGUUGAUGGGUCUACACUGCAUCUCCGGGGUGUAUGCGCCGGCGGCACCUGCUUUGCGAAAAAUCUCGCAACAGGCACAGCCGAGGGUCACCUUUGUGGCAGCGCCUUGAGUGCUGGGGUGCCCCUAGACUCUUCCAGCGACUGUGCUUGUCAGCGGGAGCCGACAGCACAUGGCGGCGCGGCGGGGGGUCAAGAUAUCGCUGACAACGAGCCCCCGCUAAGCUCCUGCGACGCCGGAGGAGCCCUUGUCGUCAGGUGUGGGAGGUGCGACAUCGAGAUGGAGGAUAUGUCCACGAUCGAGCACUACUACACGACGCACCAUUGCGUCCAUUUGCCACUGCUCAACGCCGUUCCUCUCAAGAAGAACCCAAGAAGGUAA
Eimeria mitis is the source of this 717-nucleotide messenger RNA. RefSeq lists its product as uncharacterized. NCBI's taxonomy places the organism in Eukaryota, Apicomplexa, Conoidasida, Eucoccidiorida, Eimeriidae. The record is from RefSeq and is a predicted model, not a curated record. The transcript has 3 exons. The coding region runs from base 1 to 717 and encodes 238 amino acids.